AUGAGAGAGCAACAGCUCCACGACGUCCGCCUUGCAGCUCUCCGCCGCGACCUUCAGAGGCGUCAUGCCGUGACCGUUCACCACCAUCGCCGCCUUACACCUAACCAGUUCCCUCACGAUGUCCAGAUGCCCGGCCUCUGCGGCAAAGUGCAGUGCGGUGGCCCCGCAGUGAGCUUUGGCGUUGGGAUCCGCGCCGCGUUCCAGCAGGAAGUAAACGACGUCGGUGUGGCCCUUGUAGGCGGCUAUCAUCAAGCAGGUGUUGUCGUACUUAUUGGCGAUGCUAAAGUCUGCGUCGUGCUCGACGAGCAGAAACCGGGUCUGAACCGUCGAGUGGUUCAGCAGAAGGGCAGCCAGGGUCAAGACUCUUCCUUCACUCGCUGCUUUGUGCACAUACCGGGCCAGGGACUCCAACCGGGCCAGAGCCGGUACCUCCGCCAUCUGGAUACAUUGAUGCGUGUCAGUGAUGCAGUGGACAACUGUGAGGAUGAUAGUGUGAUGUUCCUGAACAGUGAUGCAGAAACACAAUAUAAGAGCGGCGAGUUGAACUUCUCCACGUUUCUCAGCAUGAUGCACAAACAGAUCCAACAGGAGAACCCACGGGCCGAGAUCCUGGAGGCCAUGAAGACGAUGGACACAAAGAAGCAGGUUUCAUCCUGGUGUCAGAGCUUAAAGUCAAACUGAUGACACUUGGAGAACGACCUACAAAUCAAGAAGAUAAAUCUACUCCAACAUUUAGUUUUUUCUCAUUUACCUGUAUAUGAUGAAUUAUGAAACAGUAAAGAUUGUGUGUACGUGUCUCCUCACAGUGGAUGAACUUCUGAAUGAAGCUGUCGAGACAUCGGACGGACGAGACAAUCAUUGCUGUUCCCGCCGGUCAAUGCUGAUCAAACUAUGAGUCCAGAACUUCCUGGGGUGCGUCCCUCAUAAUUCAGUGCGCUUCUUUAUAUCCAGCAAACAUUCCAGUAAGACUUAUAAAGCAACACAAAAUGACAUAACUAUGAUCAUAUUUCAUUGAUAAACACCUGGCAAAAUGCUUUAAUCAUUAACUAACCGUGGGAUUGCUUAGAAACUAACCAGACGUGUCUUUUAUAGUUAGUUAGUACUUCAACUUUACAGAUACUUGUUCUUGACUGAAACAGACAUCAGGUUAUUGCUUUGUACCGUGUGCUAUUUUUGCCCUUAAAAGAAUAAGGUGCUUGGAUGUGUCAGAUGCAAAGAAAUCUUGAUUCAACACAACUUGCAAAGAAUAAAUGUCUGAAUAUAACUAGCAAUGUACGCUACAGUCAAAACAUGUUGAAAUGAUUUAAAGAAGCACAAGCAAAAUCUCUCAUACGCUGUUUGUUGACCAAAUCAUCUUCAGCUCAUAAAGAAGGUGGUAAAUUCUCAUAUGGUCAUGUUAUUGUUUGCAUGGGUUUGUGUGUCUACAUUCAGACAAUAAAGAAGAUACUCUGGA
Messenger RNA from Misgurnus anguillicaudatus (oriental weatherfish), 1453 nucleotides. NCBI's taxonomy places the organism in Eukaryota, Metazoa, Chordata, Actinopteri, Cypriniformes, Cobitidae. The record is from RefSeq and is a predicted model, not a curated record.